CGUAAUGGUUUAACCCGUUGCCUAGGCGCUCGGUACACGCUACUGCGAUCAGCUGCAACAAAACACUUGGCGUCUGGAGGAUAUGAAAAGAAGCUCGUGCAUAAUACCUGCGAACUAACGUUAGCCCGCUAGCCAAAGUUAGCGGACUGGACUGUGCUAGGUAAAGUGAUGAAUAGUCCAGAGACUGACGUGAGCGGAGGCAAAUGCUGGAAACCACAAUCUAAACUUUGUUCGCAUAAAAACGCUUGGCUAAUUUGCAUGUGAUGCACGGACUCCAGUGGAGCUAUACUCGGCCAUGGAAAAAAGAGAGGAGAAGGAGCUGGACGAGCUCACCCUCCGCUUGCAGAGGGACGGUGUGUCCCCUGAGGCUCCAGCAGAGGAGCGUGAGCUGCACCUGUGGCGUUUGCUCCAGCGCAGCGAGGGCAGCCUGACCGCGGCCACUGAAGACCUGCAGACUUUACGCACACAGCAGGCCAGCGAGAUGAGAGAGGUGAAAAAUUACGUGGAGCAUAUUCGAAACAUGUUGGAGGAGCGGGAAUCUCUUACAGCGGAGUACGAACGUGAGAGCGAACAGCUCCGUGCUGAGCUCGCUCUAAUGAAACACCAGCAGGACUCCCAGUGUAAGGAGGUGGUGGAGAUGCUGGAGCAGGAGGGUCUGGCAGAGAUCAGUCAGAGCAGUGCCAGUGAGCAGGUGGCCUAUCUGCUGGUGGAGAGAGUCACUCUGCUGGAGAGACUGGAGGCCGCGGAAAGAAAACUGGACACCCAGACCCUCACUGGCAACCUCAGAGAGGUGCAUCUGCAGGAAGAGCUGGAUCAUAUGCGUCACACAUUGGAUGAUGAACUCAGACAGCAAAAGGAAAACAUGAAGAAGGAAUCAACCGUUCAAAGUCCUUGGAGGAAGUUCUUUGGUGUACGCAAGGCUACACUAAGAGCACAGAACCUUCCUGGCCACAGUGAAGAGCUCAAUAGAGAACGCACAGAGCGCCAGAGGCUGGAGAGGGAUCUGGAAGAGGCAUCGAGUCGUCUUGCUAUGGCACAUAAAGAGAUUCGCCACCUGACGGAUGAACUAGAUCUCGCUCGUAAGGUCCAAAACUUGUGUGUACCUGACCUGCAGAAAACUGGGGAGGAAGUGGAGCAGUUGAAACAGGAAGUGGACAAGCUUAAACAGUGUGAUAUGGUGGAGCUACAGAAGGCCAAGGAACGCAAUGAAAGACUUGAUAGUGAGAUUCUUGUGCUGAGGGAUAGAGUUCGUUCCCUGGACACAGAGAGAAGGACUCUUCUUAAACAGGUUGAACAAUCGAAGCUGAACUUGGAUCAAGGGAUCAGUGUAACUUUAGAACACAAUAAAACACACUCUGCACAGGGUGUAGGUAAUCAUGUCAAUCUUGAUCCAUCUCUGGAUGUAGAGGAUGAGAUACUUCACAAAAGGUGUCGGAGAGAGUCUGAAGAUAAGGACAGCCGUCUGCGAGAGCUGGAGAGGAGGUUGCAGAAGCAGCAGCGUGAGCAUGAGGAGCUGGUGGAGAGGAAUGAGGAGCUGGAGGCGCUGCUGGGGGAGGCGCAGAAUGCAGCCAAAGAGGAACGGGAGCGACAUGAGUGUGAGAUAGAGGGGUUACAGAGAAAGAUUAAAAGUAUCGAGGAAGAACUAAGUAAGAGAAAUAGUAAGAAACUCGAGAAGAAAGAAGAAGAUCAGGUUCGUGGGACUGACUCUGAGCUAAGCGAGAGCAUUCAAGAAAGACUUCAGUUCCUCGAGGGACGCCUUGCUGAAGAAAAAGGUUGGAGGAAACAGCUGGAGGUGGAUCUGUCUGUAGCCAAGGCUGCUCUCAAAACGGAAAAAGAGGUCAUGCAAAGAGACCAUGAGGAGCUUAAGAAAUUACGUGUGGAGGUCCACAGACUAGAGGUGGAAUGUCGACAAGGAAAGACACUAAACAAGAACCUCACACAGAUUAAAGGAGAAAAGGGAAUUUUGGAGGAAAAGGUGGCCCAGCUGGAGCGUGCUCAGACACGACUCCAGGACAACCUGACCCUUCAGACAGAGAACAGCCGGGCCGAAGAGGACCUGAGAGACAGCAGGGGACAGGUGGCAGAGCUUAACUCUAUGGUGGACAAGCUGAGAACAGAAUUGACUCGACUGGAGAAGGAGCACAACACUAUAAGAGAUGAGCUGAUGGAGAAACGCAGGCAUGUGAUGCAGCUACAGAAGGAGCUCAGCGAGAAAGCCCACGAGAGGCUUCAGACUGAGGGUGAGAGGGAGAGACUCGGUCUGGAGCUCCUGCAUGUCAAACAGCAGCUCCAGUAUGCUAGAGAGCAGAUGCCCAGAGCAUCACAGGUGCACACGACCAACCACAAGCCUACUGUGGAGGAUGAUGGGCAUUGUCAGCUGGCCUGUGUGAAGUCAGAGAUGAGUAAGCUUCACUCCACCCUGGAGGAAGAGAGACAGCUGGCCGGUCAACACCAGCUGGCCCUGCAGGCCCAGAUCAGUGAAGCUCAGGCCCGGGCUAAGGCUCAAGACUCACUCCUACAACAGAAGGGAGACGAGAACAAACAGCUGAGACAGGACCUGCAGAGAACCCAGCAUCUUUUCACUUCUGCAGAGCGAGAGCUACGCUACGAGAGAGAGAAAAAUCUAGACCUUAAGAGACACAAUGUACUGCUAGAACAGGAGAAGAUCAAGCUGUGUGCAGAGCUGAAGCAGGCCCAGGCCAAAGUAGCCCAGCUGGAGGGGAGCGCAGCAGGACAUGUGGCAGAGCUGGAGAGACUCCAGCAGAGGGUCCGGGAUCUGGAGCUGGAGGUGGCCAGAAGCACUCAGAACCGGCAGACUAGCAGCAGCUUGAUGGAGGAGCUCAAUUCAGAGAGAGCGCGUGUGAUCGCUGCUGACAAGAAGGUUGUAGAACUGCAGCAGCAACUGAAGAACACGCUGCACCAGCUGCGUCUGGAGGAGGCCCGAGCGGGGGAGACCAGCAAACUGGAGAGAGACACCAGAGACAUGUCUGAUAACCUGUCUGCCCUCCGAGCCCUACUGCAAGAGGAGCAACUACAGAGGAAAUUACUUGAGCAGAAAGAUGAGAAACUCCAGCAGCAGAUGCGCUCAUUGCGGGUGAAGGAGGCGACUCUGACACGCAACAACUCAGAGUUGUCUCAUCGCACACAAGAGCUAGAGACGCGGCUGCAGGUGCUGGAGAGUGAACUUAACUCUGCUAGAGAAGAGCAGAGGAGCAGUCAGAGGAGCUGCCACAGGCUGGAAGAACAGCUGCUGUCUUCCCAGCAUGAGUCUGAGAGACUGCAGGAGGAACUGAAACUGGUUGUUCAGCAGCUUGACACUAACAUCCGAAGAUACAACGAGAAACAGUCUCAGCACAAAACCAAGUUGCGCAGAGCUAAACAGAUCUUCAUGAAGACAGUCACCCAACAUGAGCACAGGAUCCAGCAGCUAGAGAACGAUCUGGCUCUUGCUUCAAGUCUUUCAGAGAAAGAGAAGGACUGGAUUAGGACUGUGACAGAAGAAAACGACCAGCUCCUCCUGGAGAGACGAGAACUUCUCCAGCGAAUAAGUGAAGCUGAGGAGAUGGGAAAUAACGGACUGAGAACUGCCACUACUAUCCAGCAGAGAGUUAAAUUCCUGGAGAUGGAGAAUAAACAGUUGCAAGAAAAAACUCUAACACUGGCCAAUCAGAUAGGAAUUUUAGAUCGCGCACUGAGAAACCUUCAGUCGCUGUGUACUGUUGAGGAGGUCAAGAAAAUGUUUCCUUCUGGAGCUCAUCCCGAUAGCCAGCUGCGGACAUCAACUCCAAGUCCCCAGCCUGGGCUCAGUGACUCAUGGGGAAUUUUGGAUGCCAUUCGCAAAGUCAAAGUGGGUGAGUCUGGAGUGAAGAGCCUGGAGAUCUCCUCGUCUGUGCCCGUUUCACAGUCCACUGAGAUAGGCUACCUGAACGUGACCUCACCUGUGGCUCCUAACAGCAGGUUAGAGCAGGAAGAGAGUCUCAGUGCCACCAGCGAUGAGGCCUGAGCGAGUUGGGAUGACUGUGAAAUGCCAUUACAAGGUUUGCCAAUCCGAAAAGUCACUGGAUCAGUCAAGGCUUAAAAAUAAGUGAACUGUUAAUGGGUUAAAUGCAGACAAAUUGGCACUGUGACAGUCUAUCAUGUUUGGUCUUCAGUUCAUUUCUUUACACUUUAAUUGAUUUUAAAGCGAAUGUGAAGAGCUGGGUUUUUGCCCGGGCUCAUAUCACCUGGGUUGAAUUGCAUUGCCUUUGUGGCUGGUCAGUCUAGAAGACCUGAACUUUUAUAUCAUUCAAAAACAUUACACUUCAUUGGAUGCUAUGCUCAGUAGCCUUGUCACAUCUAUAAGAUGCCAUAUGGAUUUUUAUACAUUUACACCGUAAUGGUACGACUGUGGUGGAGAAGCACUUAAAGCACUAUUAAUUUGAUGUUCAGAUGGUACAAUCUGCAGGUGUUUACAACUGAAAUGCACUAUUGCCUUUCGAGAAACGGUAUUUGAAAUCAAGUGUUUGUAGGUUUUCGUGAGAUUUGGUGUACUGUAAAUGUACAUGUCAGAACUCUUGCAUGUAUCAGUAAACCUUUUCUCAUUUUCUGUGCUGAUUUAGGGUGGAAAAAACCUGGUUAAAUAUUACAUGGAGCUCAGAUUACUACACUCUUUGUAGAUUAAAGCAUUUACACUACUGUUCAAAGAUUUGGGGUUAGUAAGUUGUUUUUAAAGAAAUUAAUACUUUUAUUUAACAAGGAAACAUUAAAUUGAUCAAAAGAACAUCUGAGAGAUGAUGUACUGUGCUUUAUGCAUUAGUCUGCGUCUAGGUGCAGUGUAAAUUGGUCUUUAUAAGGCUAAGGUUAUGCCGAUAGACGAUAGUAUCGUGCAUCGACGAUAGUCAAAGAUAUCGCCUGUGGCUGAUGCCUUUUACAAUAUAAAGAUGAUUAUAAUUAUUAUCUAAUUAAUAUUAGUACAUAUUUGUUCUGUUAUAUAUGAUCCGGGGUUUUUUUUGUGUGUGUGCAUUUUUUAGCAUUUUUACAGUAUUGCACGUUAUAACUAAUCACGAUUCUGUUGAUUGUAUGAAUGCAAUGUCCAAUCAGAGGCAUUCAGAUUAGUCAUCGCUGAAACACCUGAGUUUUGUUGCUGAGUGAGCAUGAGCGUGUGUUGACUGAAUUCUGCUCACUCACUAAUAUUCGCUCAUCAUAAUAGAUGUACAUGCGAUUUAAGUAUGAGAGAUUUAUUCAUCAUACAGCAUAGACGGCUUCACUGAUCAUAACAGGAGUCGGUGAUGAGGUUUUUUGAUCCUGGAAAAUGUAAACGUUAUUAGUAGCUUAUAACGUCAACACUGGAAAAAAAAAAAAAAAAUUAACAAUACCGGCCUUACUGCAGUGUUGGAAAUUGAUCACCUAAAAAGAGUGGGAACCGUUUUUUUUUUUGUUUGUUUUUUUUGUCUUUUAGGAGUUUGUUCACUCUCCGGAUAUGAAACUAAGUAAUUAAAAAAUUUAAUAAAUUAGCAUGAUGAUAUUGUGUAUUUACAAUCUCAUAAACUGACAAUAGGACGAUAUAACUAUGAAGCAUAUCGCUCAACGCUAUAGGACACAUUAAAGAAUUAUUAAACGUAUCUCACCAACCUUUUGAAUAGUAGUGUACAUUUGUAUGACACAGAUUACUGUAAAGACAAAUGCUAUAAAAGCUUGCUGUAUAUCAUAUUUUCGUUGGAAAGUUGAUCAUAAUCUGUGUCGUUGCUCAGAGUUAUUUCUAGAGAUUAUUUAGUGACUGUAUUUCACACCUACACUAUAUAUUUUUUUUCCAUUGAGAGGGCAGAAACCAUAAGGAUGAAAUGUCAAAAUAUUUAUUAAGACCUUAGUAUAUGCUUUAAGGACUAAUGUGAGCAAUGCGUUGUGUUUAAUAAUUUAUCAUGGAAAAUGUUGGUCUGCUGGUUUCAAGUUCCACUGAAAAAAAAAAAGAAAAAGAUUUGGCUACUGACAAGAAAACAGACUUGGUAGCAUUAUCAGCCUUGUGGUAUUGUUGUUUACUUAUGGAAUGGGGUGACAUGGGAGUUUUAUAGAUUUGUAUAAUAUUUUGCACUCCCUUUGUGUUUUGUACAUAGUCCUCAGAGACUGAAUGACCUGUGAUUUGGGAGCAAAGUCAUCUGUUAGAGGAGAAUAGUUGUAUCACUUUAAACCAAGUGCAGAGCUGAAUGACAUCAGCUCCUCAUGCUCCGCCUACUGUUUCAAGAGAGCUGGAUCUGAAGCUCCGCCCAUUUGCUCUGCAGUGAGCAGCCUCUGUUUUGAACUGUGGCAAAAGGAUCAAGAUCCUGUAGUUGUGCCUGUACAUUAUGAGUGCAUUUUACAUUGUGUCCUGCUGCUAUACGAUAUUAGGAUGCAUCAUUCACAAAAUAUUAACAUAAGGCUCAUGUCAUUUAAACUGCGAAAGACAUCAGUGUACACAAAGCAUGUAUUUUCUUAAUAAACUUAUUUUUAUGAUGACUGUUUGAUUGCUUCAGUCAAUCUGAGCUAGAAUUAUACAUUUUUUCAAUAAAUAAAAUGCUAAAUCGA
This is a messenger RNA of Carassius auratus (goldfish), 6537 nucleotides long. RefSeq names its product coiled-coil domain containing 30 (gene ccdc30). Lineage: Eukaryota; Metazoa; Chordata; Actinopteri; Cypriniformes; Cyprinidae. The coding region runs from base 296 to 4003 and encodes 1235 amino acids. The transcript is spliced from 30 exons. The record is from RefSeq and is a predicted model, not a curated record.